Molecule: messenger RNA, 1349 nt
Organism: Mytilus californianus (California mussel)
Lineage: Eukaryota; Metazoa; Mollusca; Bivalvia; Mytilida; Mytilidae
Exons: 9
Coding region: 119-1120 (333 amino acids)
Source: RefSeq, a predicted model, not a curated record
AUAAAAUUCUUUGGAAGGUUUAAUGCAAGAUACAACAUAUAGAUUAAAUGUAAUGUGUGUAAUGAACGUUUAAUUCAUAUGCAAGUCAAAAUAUAUUUCAGGUAAACUUGUAAAGAAAAUGGCAAGCCAAAGGCUUAAGCAAAAGACAGUUAACCAUGCAGGCGGUAAGCCUGUAUACGACUCGAAUGUUGCUACACGUUUGGAGGAAGAAAAGAGAGAAUCAAAGAGGAAAGACAAGAAGAUAGACGAAUUGGAAAAGGAAUUAUCAGUAAUGAAAAAAUUGCUUAAACAGGAAAAAGCUGAAAGAGAAAAGAUAAAUCAUGGACAUGAAAAGAUGAUUUCAGAUUUGAAACAUGCUCAUGGGAAAAAUCUUGAUAAAACUUUAAGAGAUGAAAAUGACAGACUGAAACAUGAAAUUGACAAAAUAACCAUAGAGAAGGAGGAUCUUGGAAAAGAAGUCGAUCGUUUGAGAACAAGUUUGAGUAAAGUAGCUGGGGACAGAAUGAUGGACGGAAAUCCUUUUGUCACCGAUUUGAGUGACCCAAACCGACCGCAGAGACUAGCAGAGAAAUUCAACUGUCUAUACGAUAACUCAUGGACUGAUGCAUUCGAAAUCCUGUUAGCGAAGAAAAAAGACGAAAAAUCUAUAUGUAAAGUUUUGUUGGAUAUAUCGGAGGCAUGCUGGAUAUAUUGUUCUGGACUUUCAAAACACCAGUUUUCCAGUUUACAAAAAGCUUGUAUGGAAGCUCAGUUACCUGUUACGCUAUCUACUGAGAUGAAAGAAGACUCAAGUGCUUACACAAAACACCUCACCGACGCAAGGCGGUCAUGUGCUCGAACGUUUAUUCCAUUGCUAUGUCAACACUUCUGGGAAAAGGAAAUGAAUAAAGACCACAAAAAAGAAGAAACAUUGAAACCCUAUGUAGACGCCUGCCUCGAACUCUUUUGGUACAGUGCGAUUACUGAUCCACCUCUAUAUUAUUCAUUUAUCGCUGAUAAUCUUGACGACUUCAGGGGAUAUACAAAAAAUGGUGACGAGAUGGACUUUAUUGUCUGGCCGGCAAUGUACUUGCAUGAAAACGGUCCACUUUUGUAUCAAGGAGUAGUCCAAUAUAAAUAGAACGAUAAGGGAUAAUUGUAUAGGAACAUACAACCAUGUCUCUAAUGGAUUUAUGUUUUCUGGAUUUGGGUAUACUAAUUAUUUGAUUUUAUUGAUUUAGAAUCUAUGUGACUGUGUUUAUUGCAUUUGUUUUAUUGUAUUAUCUUUACAUUUUAUUAUUUCGAAAUUAUUUUACCAAUAAGCACUGUAUGUUUUUGUACUACAAGUGGUGAGACUAAUUAAAUAUUGA